UUUAAUCAGCUGAUACAUAACCCAACUUUGUCGAUCAGAAAAUUACGUAGACUAGAUUUAUACGGUACGAAUUACGGAUAUUAAUAUAAAUCACAAUUUCUAAUUCUGACGCGCUUGACAUUUGGGAACAGAAUCCAUGUCUUGGAUUACAAACUCUGUCCGUGCUGUCGUGAGCACAUGGACCCCACAGGUGACGCCGAUACGGUUUCGCUAUCAUGCGGACAAGAUAGCGAAAGGCCCCUUAAUACGGCGACAUGGAUACGAGGAUCCUAUAGAUAUGACGGGCCUUUUACCACGUACAAAUAAUACUAAACGACUUCCGAUGCCGAUCUAUCGUCCGGCGGACGCUUGGUCCGAGAAGAAGGCACUGUUCGGCCAGAACGACUACAUCGACAUAUUGGGCUCGGAUAAUCUACAUCCCACGAGAAUUCUCUACAACGUGCCCUCAUGGUUGAGAGGUGUCAGCGGCAAUGAAUACCAGGUCUUAUUGAGAAAGAGAAAAAUGUGGGCAAAGGGUAUAUUUCCAAUCGCGAGACCUACCAAAUGGAGAGAUCUGAACAAGAGAAUAAGUUAUCUCUAUAAGUACUUGAACCGCAAAACUAAGCAAAAAUAAAUCAAAUUAGGUUUACGUUCUGAUAUAAACACGCGUAAUUAAAUUCCAAUUUAAUUCUCAAGUGCAAUCGCUGCGUUUUCUUUAUUCUUACUCAAUUAGUUUCUAAAUAUUCUACCAAGUUCUUACGACGUUCGUUUUAGGUGAUGCAAUUACUGCAUACAUUAGUUAACGAUUUACUGCUUAUAAUAACAAUUAUAAAAAAUAUAAAAUAAUGAAUUUGUUUAUUGACAAAUAA
This is a messenger RNA of Temnothorax curvispinosus, 848 nucleotides long. RefSeq names its product 39S ribosomal protein L51, mitochondrial (gene mRpL51). Gene Ontology annotation, cellular component: mitochondrial large ribosomal subunit. Gene Ontology annotation, biological process: translation. Bases 137 to 613 code for a protein of 158 amino acids. The transcript has 2 exons. Gene Ontology annotation, molecular function: structural constituent of ribosome. The record is from RefSeq and is a predicted model, not a curated record. NCBI's taxonomy places the organism in Eukaryota, Metazoa, Arthropoda, Insecta, Hymenoptera, Formicidae.